Messenger RNA from Saprolegnia diclina VS20, 808 nucleotides. RefSeq lists its product as hypothetical. Gene Ontology annotation, cellular component: cytoplasm; membrane; lipid droplet. Lineage: Eukaryota; Oomycota; Saprolegniomycetes; Saprolegniales; Saprolegniaceae. Gene Ontology annotation, molecular function: triacylglycerol lipase activity. Gene Ontology annotation, biological process: lipid homeostasis; triglyceride catabolic process. The record is from RefSeq and is a predicted model, not a curated record. The transcript has a single exon. Bases 40 to 741 code for a protein of 233 amino acids.
CGCACGUUGGUCCAACCUUGCUCGUGUCCAUUGUGCAGCAUGCACGUGAGCUUUGGCGGCUGCGGCUUUCUCCUCGCCUUUCACAUCGGCGUCGCCAAGCAGCUUGAGGCACGCGGUGUCUUGACCGCAUCGAGUCGAUUCGCCGGUGCGUCGGGCGGCGCGCUCUUGGCCGCCGCGCUCGCGUACGGCCUCUCGCCCGACACAGUCUUUGACAAGCUCUUGGACGCCGCAGACCAAGCGCGAUGUCACCGGUGCCUCGCCGACGUUGUCCGCGAGCAAGUCGACUCUGUCCUCCCAACGACGCCGCUCUCGAAGGAGCGGCUCAUCGUGACGACCGCGCAGAUCUGGCCUCGCGUGCAGGAAUGCCACUUGACACGCUUCACAUCCCGCGACGAUUUGCGAGACGCACUCCUUGCGUCGUGCCAUAUUCCAUUCUACCUCAACGGCGCCUUUGCGGUCAGCUACCGCGGUGGCUACUACGUCGACGGCGGCGCCUUCUCGCUCGUGCCAACUGUGCCCAACGCGAUCGGCGUGAGCCCGUUCCCGACGGACGCGGCGGGCACGAUUUCGCCAUCGCUGCUCCCAAGCUUUCCGUACUCAAAGUGGCAGCUGCUGCAUUGGGCGCUCUCACCGCCAAGUCACGAGGUGCUACGCGAGCUCGUCGAGUGGGGCGACUUGGCCGCGCAGUUGUGGCACGCAACGAACAUAAGUGCAAACGAGAUUUCACAACGUGUAUAUUGAGCAGAACAACCACCAAUAGACCGUCGACUCGAUCAAGUGCAAAUAUGUUGAAUAUUCGAGUAUUUCC